GGGCAGGCUCGGGCAGCUCCCCCGGCGGCUCUCGCGGUGAUAAAACUGGAGAAAUAACAAGGAGGGGCGGCUCGACGCCUCCAGAGUCCAAUCCCGUCUCAGGAGCGAACACGCUCUCGGGCAAGACAAGCCUGAAAGAGGCCCGGGCGAUUUAACGAGCAGCCGAGAGCAGCGCACCCGCGGCGCCCCAGCAUCUCGGCGGCCUCUGGUCUCCUGCAUCCCGCCGGGUGUCCGCACCCUCCCGUCCCCGGCCCCGCGCCCCGAUGGCUGCGCCCGGGCCCCGGAGCUCCCUGCGCGGAGCCCUCUGCAGGCAGCUGCUCCUGAUCCUUGCGGUUUUCAGUUUUGCUUGUGAAGCCUGCAAAAAGGAGAUAUUUAAUAUACCUUCCAAACUAGAGGCAGACAAAUUGAUUGGCAGAGUUAAUCUGAAAGAAUGCCUCAGGUCUGUAGACCACAUCCAGUCCGGUGAUCCUGAUUUCAGAGUUCUAGAAGAUGGGUCAGUAUACACAGCCCACGCUGUUGUAUUGUCUGAUGAGAAAAGAUCUUUCACCAUACGGCUCUCUGACACAAAGAAACAGACACAGAAAGAGAUUCUUGUGCUCCUGGAAUAUCAGAAGAAGGUAUUGAGGAAAAGACACACUAAAGAAAUUGUUCUCAGGCGUUCCAAAAGGAGAUGGGCGCCUAUUCCCUGCUCAAUGCAGGAGAAUUCCCUGGGACCUUUCCCCUUGUUCCUUCAACAGGUUCAAUCUGAUGCUGCACAGAACUAUACCAUCUUCUACUCCAUAAGUGGGCGUGGAGUUGACAAAGAGCCUUUAAAUUUGUUUUUCAUAGAAAGAGACACUGGAAAUCUGUAUUGUACCCGGCCUGUGGAUCGUGAAGAAUAUGAUGUUUUUGAUCUGAUUGCCUAUGCAUCAACUGCAGACGGAUAUUCAGCAGACUUCCCUCUUCCACUGCCCAUCAGAGUGGAGGAUGAAAAUGACAACCAUCCUAUUUUCACAGAAGCAAUUUAUAAUUUUGAAGUUCCAGAAAGCAGUAGAAUUGGUACUACAGUGGGAGUGGUUUGUGCCACGGACAGAGAUGAACCGGACACGAUGCACACUCGCCUGAAGUACAGCAUUUUGGAGCAGACGCCAAGAUCACCUGGGCUGUUUUCUGUGCAUCCCAGCACAGGUGUGAUCACCACAGUCUCUCAUUAUUUGGACAGAGAGGUUGUAGACAAAUACUCAUUGAUAAUGAAAGUACAAGAUAUGGAUGGCCAAUUUUUUGGAUUGAUGAGUACCGCAACUUGCAUCAUAACAGUAAAAGAUUCAAAUGACAAUUUGCCCACUUUCAAACAAAAUGCUUAUGAAGCAUCAGUCGAGGAAAACACAGUCAAUGUGGAAAUCCUAAGAAUACCUAUAGAAGAUAAGGAUUUGAUUAACAGUGCCAAUUGGAGAGCCAAUUUUACUAUUUUAAAGGGCAAUGAAAAUGGACAUUUCAAAAUCAGUACAGACAAAGCAACUAAUGAAGGUGUUUUGUCUGUCAUAAAGCCACUGAAUUAUGAAGAAAACCAUCAAAUGGUCCUGGAAAUUGGAGUGACCAAUGAAGCUCCAUUUACUAGAGAUGUUGCACUCAGGAUGACAACCAUGAACAGAGCCAUGGUCACAGUUCAUGUGAAGGAUCAGGAUGAAGGGCCUGAAUGCAGCCCUGAAGUCCAGUAUAUACGGAUUAAAGAAAACUCUGCAGUGGGUUCAAAGAUCAAUGGCUAUAAGGCAUAUGACCCUGAAACUAAAAGUGCCAGUGGUUUAAGGUACAAAAUAUUGCAUGAUCCUAAAGAGUGGAUCACCAUUAAUGAACGUUCAGGCUCAGUAGAGACUUCCAAAAUCUUGGACAGGGAGGUUAUAACUCCCAGAAAUGAGUUGUAUAAUAUUACAGUCAUGGCACUAGAUCAAGAUGGUAGAUCAUGUACUGGAACCCUCGCAGUGAGCAUUGAAGAUGUGAAUGAUAAUCCACCAGAAAUACUUCAAGAUUAUCUAGUCAUUUGCAAAACAAACAUGGAGUAUGUUGACAUUUCAGCUAUUGAUCAUGACGAUUCCAGCAACGGUGCUCCAUUUUACUUCAGCUUGGCAAACACUUCUCCAGAAGUCAACAGACUAUGGACGAUCACAAGAGUUAAUGAUACAGCUGCCCGUCUUGCAUAUCAGAAAAAUGCCCAAUUUCAAGAAUAUUUCAUUCCUGUUGCCGUAAAAGACAGAGCAGGGCUAUCUGCAACAAAAACCUUGAGAGUGAACCUCUGUGAUUGUACUAACCCCGUUCAAUGCCGGGCUGCUGCGCGGAGUGCGGACGUGAUACUUGGCAAAUGGGCGAUCCUUGCCAUACUUCUGGGCAUAGCACUACUUUUCUCUAUAUUGCUAACUUUAGUAUGUGGAGUUAUUAGUGCCAGAAAUAAAAAAGGUUUUCCUGAAGAUUUGGCCCAGCAAAAUCUAAUUAUAUCAAACACAGAAGCACCUGGAGAUGAUAAGGUGUGUUCUGCCAAUGGGUUUAUGACCCAGACAGUCAACAACGCUAACCAGGGUUUUUGUGGUACUAUGGGAUCUGGAGUCAAAAAUGGAGGGCAGGAAACCAUUGAAAUGGUAAAAGGAGGACACCAGACCUUGGAGUCAUGCCGCGGGGCCGGGCAUCAUCACACCCUGGGCUCCUGCAGAGGAGGCACUGUUGAGAUGGAGAACUCCAGAUACACUUACUCCGAGUGGCAAAAUUUCACUCAACCCCGUCUUGGUGAAAAAUUGCAUCUGUGUAAUCAGGAUGAAGAGCAUAUGCCAUCACAAGAUUACGUCCUUACGUACAACUAUGAAGGAAGAGGGUCUCCAGCCGGUUCUGUGGGCUGCUGCAGUGAAAAGCAGGAAGAAGAUGGUCUUGACUUUUUAAAUAAUUUGGAAGCCAAAUUUACUGCCUUAGCAGAAACAUGCACAAAGAGAUAAUGUUACAGUGCUACAAUUAGACAUGUCUUUGUCAGACUCAUCUUUCUAAAAGAGAUAUUGUACAAUUCAAUUUAUUUCUAUAUAUCUAGCAAUAUAUAGAUAUUAUGAAUAUGUAUGAAUUUUUCUAAAUUUUUAAAAUUAUGCUAUCUAUCAAUUUGUACUUUCAAGCAAUUUGCUACUUAUUUUUUUAGGAAGUUAAAAAUGUUAGAACAGAUUUUCUCUUUUAUUACUGAGUAAAUAGUCAACCAGGAAAUCUCAUGCUAUAGCGUUGGAUUUAAGGUCUAUAAAGGACCUUAUGACCAUCUCUCAUUUACAAAUAUGUUUUCAGUAAAUGCAUUGGCUAAAUAUUAGUCCAACAAUAGAAACUUGUACUUGAUUGAAUAUAGUAGAACAGCUUUCUGGACUAGAAAUUCCAUUCUUACCCCACAGUUAGUUAAAAGUGGAAUAUUAAGCAGUAUAGUAACUUAUGUUGGAUUUUUUUUAGCUCUAAAAAAUCUGUAGCACCUGAUCAUUUGCCCUGCAGGCAACUAGAAUUUUGUUUUCCUUUUAGGUAGCAUUUAGGUCAUGAAGAGCAGUUCUAGCUACCCAGUUGCCCUAAUGAGGUCUCAAAAAUACAGAGUCACAAUGUGAAAACUACACUAGGAAAUUGUAAAAAAAAAAAAAGAAAAGAAAGAAAGAAAAAUGUUGUUUUUAUACUUUAAUGUUUAGUGGUUAAGUGGUGUCCAACUCUUUGCAACCCCAUGGACUAUAGGCCGCCAAGAUCCUCUGUCCAUGGGAUUCUGCAGGCAAGAAUACUGGAGUGGGUUGCCAUGCCUUUCUCCAGGGGAUCUUCCCAAUCCAGGGACUGAACAGGUUUCCUGCUUGACAGGUGGAUUCUUUACUGCUGAACCUCCAGGGAAGCCCUAUGUGUUUUAUGGUUGACGAAAGGAUUGUUAUGAGGAAUAUAUCUGUUUCCUUUUGAGCAAAACUAUACUCACCACACAGAGAGUUAUUGCCAGUAUUUUAAUGAAAAAAAAAAUUAAAGAUCUUCUAUUGAGAUUGUAAUCAUAAGACCUUUCCCUGAGAUUCAGGACUACUCUUGGUAACUUGUCAGUAAUGAAAAUUAUACUGAGGAAAAUUUGCUUUUCUCCUCUCGACAAUUGUACUUUCAUAUUUUCAUUUGCAUGUUUAGCACGUGUGGCUCUUUAUUUUUCUACUGACUGUAGUCAUUUGCAAUUAGAAUAUCUUAUUUUUAGAUGGACUGUGAUUAUGCCAUAGAGUCAAUCUGAAGAAACAGACUCCCUUCAUAGUUAUGGUAGCAAUGAGUAUUAACAUGCAUUUCUAUUCACUACCAUUUUCAAAUAAAAUACAUUGUUCCUUAUUAAAGCAGGUAUUUCCUUUAAUACCUUUCUACACCAUGCUAGAAAGAAUCAAACAAAUAUAGGGAAGGAAACUUAAACCUUAGGUGCAGUUUAACAUCUUCCAAGAUGUUGGUUAAAUUUAGUGUUUCUCAAGUUGGUUCAUGUGCUAGAACCUCUGGAAAGCCUUUUAAAAUUUCCCAAGGCAAGGAUGUUUAAAUAAUUAGCAUCUACUCUUAUGAUAAACUUAAUAUCACAUUAUUGUAUACUUACUUCAAAUGAUUAAAAAAAUAGGCAACAAAUAAUAGGUAUCACUAGUUGAAAAAACUUUGAAAGAAAAUACUUGAGGUUAAAUUAAUUUAAAAAUUUUGCAACUAUGCAGAACUAGGACCUACUCCCCACCCUUGACUCUUGCCAAAAAAAAGAAAACAUUCUUUAUUUGACUUUGGAGGCAGAAUUUGUUGAGUUUUCCCAAGAGGUAGCAAUGUUCUAUAGUGGCACUGUUCUGCACGUAUAUAUCAUUUAUUGAUUAAUAGUUGUAUAACCAUUAAUCAAUGCAACAAUUAAAACAAAGUGAAAAAGCAAAGGAGGAGAUAUUACUUUUAAGUGUGGCUGGGGUGUGGUGUGUCCUCUGAUAGGAAUACAGGGUUUAAAAAAUAGAACUUAUAUUUGGUUCUUAGGUGCUGCAUGAUAACUAAGCAUAUCGAGAUAGUUCAUGUACAUUUAUGUAAUGUUUAAAAUAGUAUACAGCUAAUUAAACUUUUUUGGUUUCAGUGGAAAGAGGGGAUUAGGUAGAACUAUAGAUUUGCUUUUUGGUCUCUUUCCUUAUCCACAAACUGGGAGCAAACAUGUGACUGGCUAUCUAGCUAAGGCUCUCUGACUUGCGGUGGUAGGUUUCCAGAGAUAAAAUGUUUUUUUGUGGUGCUAAUAUUAAAAACUUCUUUUAACCUAAUUCUGGUAAAAAUAAAUCUUCUACCACCAUUUUCUUUCUCUCUCCCACCGAUCAAUGCUUUGAAAAAUUUAGAGCCAAAUAACCAUGUUCUCUCAGUCAGAUUUUAACAGAUAAAGGGAGCUAGGGGUUAGGAGUAGGGCAUGAAAAUUUUACAUAAGUGAGUCGUGACUGUCCUAAGAUACCAAAUCUGUCACUUUUGCAGUGGGUUCUAAUCUGGAAACUAUAAAAUGUCAUUUUCCUAAUCACUACCUUGUUUUAUUUAUUUUUAAAAUUUUUUAAAGAUUUUUUUUUUUUUUUUUUUUUUUGUGGAUCACUUUUAAAGUCUUUAUUGAAUUUGUUACAAUAUCACUUCAGUUUUAUGUUUUGAUUUGUUUGGCCACAAGGCAUAUGAGAUCCUAAUUCCCCUACCAGGCUUUGAACCUGCACCCCCCUGCGUUGGAAGGUAAAGUCUUAACCACUGGAUCGCCAGGGAAGUCCCUCACUGCCAUGUUUUAAAGAGACAUAGAUGUGAUUCAAGGAAAUCAGCCAGCAGGCCCACUUUCUUUCAUCUCUCUCCCAACCUUGUCAGUAACACUUACCUAGCAAAUACCUCAGGCUGUCAAUCACCCUUUAGUAUGAAUUACAUUUUUUUAUGAGUUUGCUUUCUUAUUAAAAAUUUUAAAAUAAUAGAAUUAAGAAUUUUGAAUUCAUAAAAGAAAAAGAUCACGUGGUCAUUUAGGAAUGCAGGGAACUCCAGGAGAGAGCAUGCCUGAGUGGGUAUUUGCACAUAGAGGAACAUGAAAAAACCCAGGCCUUCAAGGGCAAGGAGAGAGGCCAUGAAAAGGACGUGAGUGGGAGUAAAAGCAACAUUGUUUGCUUCUUAAAUUGUCCUAGGCCAGGCCCCUUUCCCCCCUUUUUUCCUCAGGCCAGUGGCAGCUGCCAUUUGGUUUUGGUGAAGUGUCACUGAAGUUGUCAUCAACCCUUUCUCUGAGUUAUAUAGAGUGUGGAAACAAGAAGAGAGCUGACUGCCUGCUGAGUCUGAAGGCAUUUUCAGGACGGGCCGAACUGGUUGUGCAGGGCAAACACAGUGUUCAUGGGGGUCUCGGGAUUUCUUACAGCUCCCUGGGCAGGUCUCUCUAAGGUAGCAGGUCUUCCAUUAAACGGGUGUCUGUGAAUUUGAUGCUCCAUUUUCUAUUUUCUAAUUUGCUCCUGAAAUCUCGCUUCUUAGACUUAGACUUGCUAAAGAGAAAUUUUCCUUUUAAAGCCUUAUUUUUAAUGUAAACAUUUUUAACGAAGAGUAUUCUUCUUUCCUUUUAUAUGUAAGGUGAAAAUUAGGCUACUUUAGUGUGAAAGGAAAAAUCUUUUUGAAGCUUUCACUUUUCUUCCAGUGAAAGUUCUUGAGUUUUUGUGGCAAUGUACAGAUCAUUUUUUCUUAUUUUUGUAAGGAAGCAGCUAACUAUCUGUCUGAAAAUGCAGUGAGGUUUUGCAACCUUUUUUAACAGAGCUUUAAUUUUGUUCUUAAAAGAAGUUACUUUGCUUUUAGAGAAGCACAGCAGGUUAAAAUAAGCAAACAUUUAAUGUAUAAAGCAAUAUUUACAGAAAUGAGGUGUGUAAUAAAGUAAUGUUAACUUGAUUUCUUGUCUUUGCUGUUUUUAGAGAUUAAAUUAUUCCAAGGUGGUCAUAUUGCAAAAUUGUACUUUAGACCAGCAUGGAAACAGAUCCUCAGUAAUAGCUUCAUUUUAGUUACAGGGAAAUACUUUAGAGAAGGGAUCAUUACCAAAUUGUCAGCAUUGUUAUACUAUUUGGGAGGAGAUUGCUAUUUAGGGAACAGCUUUCCAAAUAUCUAGCUGUCUGCUCACUGUCUAUGUAUCUAUCUAUCAGCUGAUUUUGACUGAGUGAAGUAUUAUAAGGUUGUGAUUGCAGAAUGUUCCAGAGUUAAUACAGUGAUACAGUAUUCUUACUUGGAGGAGCAGUGUAGUCAAGGAAAAAUGAGUUAAAAAAACGUGAUAUUUCUUUCUUGGUCGGUCACUUAUAGGGUGCAUACCCUCCCAGCUUUAACCACAACUGGAUUAUGUGGUUAUGUGCACUUCAUGGCAAAUCUUUCCCCUGGUGAGUGUAUGUGUGUGUGUGUGUGUGUGUGUGCAUGUGCACACACUUAUGCUUCCCCACAAAUAUAAGACUGCCCAUUUAAAAAAUGUGUGGAUUAUAGCAAAAUCUUUCAAUUUUAAUCUAAUUUGAAUGAUUUCAAUUUUAAGAACUUUUAUUGUGAUCAUUAUUUUUGUGCGUAAAUAUUUAACUUUAACAAGGUUCCUUGAAUUUUGUUUGUGAUAGCAAAAUAUUGGAUAAAUUCCAAGUGUUUGGCAGACUUGGUUUGGUUAGAUUUUGGGUCACAGUGGCUGAGAAGCAUGGAAUCUAGAGUCAGAAGGUAGAUUGUUUGAAUCUGAAUCCUGGCUCUGCCACUUGCUAGCUGUGUGACUUUAGGAAAGCUACUUAUCUCCUCUCGAAGCCUUACUUUUCUUAUCUCUAAAAUAA
This is a messenger RNA of Dama dama (fallow deer), 7757 nucleotides long. RefSeq names its product desmocollin 3 (gene DSC3). Gene Ontology annotation, molecular function: gamma-catenin binding; calcium ion binding. Gene Ontology annotation, cellular component: plasma membrane; desmosome. Bases 264 to 2957 code for a protein of 897 amino acids. Gene Ontology annotation, biological process: homophilic cell-cell adhesion. The transcript is spliced from 16 exons. Lineage: Eukaryota; Metazoa; Chordata; Mammalia; Artiodactyla; Cervidae. The record is from RefSeq and is a predicted model, not a curated record.